Melospiza melodia melodia is the source of this 4752-nucleotide messenger RNA. RefSeq names its product protocadherin beta-15-like. Gene Ontology annotation, biological process: homophilic cell-cell adhesion. The coding region runs from base 314 to 2758 and encodes 814 amino acids. Gene Ontology annotation, molecular function: calcium ion binding. Lineage: Eukaryota; Metazoa; Chordata; Aves; Passeriformes; Passerellidae. Gene Ontology annotation, cellular component: plasma membrane. The transcript has a single exon. The record is from RefSeq and is a predicted model, not a curated record.
AGGCGGCCGGGCCCGGAGCGGCACAGCCCGAGCGAGCUCAGACCAGAACCAGACCAGCCCAGCCCAGACCAGCUCAGUUCAGCUUAGAGCAGCCCAGCUCAGCCGGGCGGAGGUGGCAGCGGCUGCGGCAGCGAGCGCUGCCCCGUGUCACCCGCUGCCGGCACACCCCGGCUGCCUUACGGAGCGCCGGCCGGAAUCUCAGUCAGCAAGGGAAGGCGCCCGCCCCGCACUUCGCCGCUCUCCGCCCGCAAUCGCCCGAGACACCCGCCGCGACACCGACACCGACACGGGCCGCCGCCGCCGCCGCCGCGCCAUGGCGCUCGCAAGGCAAGUGCUUUGUGUGUGUGCUUUGCUGGGGCUGCCGCUCGCUGGCGCCGAGCCCAUCCGCUACUCCGUAGCCGAGGAGGCGGAAAGCGGCUCCCUGGUGGGCGAGCUGGCCGAGGACGCGGGGCUGACGCCGGCGCAGCUCUCGGCUCGCCGCGCCCGCCUGGUCUCGGAGGACGGCCGCCAGCAUUUUCGCUUGGAGCGCGCCUCCGGCCGCCUCGUCGUGGCAGGGAGGCUGGACCGGGAGCAGCUGUGUGCCCAGUCCGACACCUGCAUGCUCCCCUUCGAGCUGCUGCUCUCCAACCCCCUGCAGUUCUUUCGGGUCGAGGUGACGGUGAAGGAUAUCAAUGACCAUUCACCCGUCUUCCCCGAGGAACAAGUCACUUUUGAAAUCACUGAAAAGAGUGAUCCCGGUUCACGUUUCCCACUGGAGGCUGCUCAGGACCUCGAUAUUGGCAGCAACACAGUCCAGGAGUACAUAAUUACUCCCGAGAAUGAUUAUUUUAGAGUCUCUGACGAAAGUCAUAUCACAGGCACGAAGUAUCUUGAACUAGUACUGGAAAAGUCACUAGACAGAGAGGAGCAGGCAGAGAUGAGUUUCAGUCUUAUUGCCAUGGAUAGGGGCUCCCCUCCCAGAAGUGGGACCACCCAAGUCAAAAUUGUCAUUCUAGAUGUAAAUGACAAUGCUCCCAUCUUCACACAGGAGGAGUACCUAGGGCAGAUUUUGGAGAACACACCAGAGGGCUCUGUGGUUCUGACUGUUUUGGCAAUUGAUCCCGAUGCAGGAGUUAAUGGGGACAUUACCUAUCAACUUAGUCAAGCAGUGGGACAGAGUGACUCUGCAUUUGUGAUUGAUCCCAUAACUGGUGAAAUUAAACUCACAAAACCUCUGGACUUUGAAGCAGCAGAAGUGCAUGAGCUGAUUGUGAAGGCAAGAGAUGGUGGAGGGCUGUCAGCAAUCUGCAAGGUGUUGGUGGAGGUGGUGGAUGUGAAUGACAAUGCCCCAGAGCUGGUGGUCAGUUCCUUCAGCAGUCCCCUCCCCGAGAACACAGAGCCCGGCACGGUGGUUGCCCUGUUUACGGUCAGGGACCGGGAUUCUGGUGCCAACGGGAAGAUCUCCUGUGCCCUGCAGGAUCAGCUCUUCUUCUCCCUGCAGCCAGCCUACAAGAAUUACUAUGAGCUGGUGACAGUGAGCGCGCUGGACCGCGAGGAGACGCCUCAGUACAUCCUCAGUGUGACGGCAGCAGAUGCGGGCUUGCCUCCUCUCACCAGCACGCACACCUUCACCGUGGACAUCUCCGACGUCAAUGACAAUGCCCCCGUCUUCAACCAGACCUCCUACACCAUGUACGUGCGUGAGAACAACGUGCCCACGGUGUUUGUGGGAGCCGUGAGCGCUGCAGAUGCUGACGUGGGGCUGAAUGCCAAGGUGACCUAUUCCCUGGCAGCAGAGCAAGGGCCAGAGCGGGCCUGGUGCUCCUGCAUCUCGGUGAACUCGGAGAAGGGACACGUGUUUGUGCUGCGGCCCCUGGACUACGAGCGCUUGAGGCAGACCGAGGUGACGGUCAGUGCCUCUGACGCGGGCUCUCCUCCGCUGAGAGCCAACGUCACCGUGCGCCUGGUGGUGCUGGACGAGAAUGACAACGCCCCGCUCGUGCUCUACCCGGCCCAGGAGAGCGGCCCGGCCUCCAGUGAGCUGGUGCCCGUGUCGGCUGAGGCAGGCUACCUCAUCAGCAAAGUGGUGGCCGUCGAUGCCGACUCGGGACAGAACUCGUGGCUCUCCUACCACCUGCUCAGGGCCACCGACCCAGGCCUGUUUUCCGUGGGCCUGCAAAGCGGCGAGGUGCGUCUCAGGAGGCCGGUGACAGAGAGAGACAGCGUCAAGCAGAAGCUGGUGGUGCUGGUCAGAGACAAUGGCAAGCCCCCGCUGUCAGCCACGGCAGCUCUCAGCGCUCUCCUGCUCAAGGACUUCUCCGACAUGCGCCUCCCGCACAGCAGCCCGGCCGGCGAGGAUCAGGCUGCUGCCUCCCUGACCACCUAUUUAAUCAUUGCCUUGGUCUUUGUCUCCCUCCUCUUCCUCAUCUCCACGGCAGUGCUGCUGGCUCGCAAGGUGUGCAGGAGGAAGGAGCUGAAGGCUGGCCCUGUGCUCUAUGCUGCCGACACCUUGCAGAGCGGCCUGGCCGAUGCGGCCGCUGCAGGGACCCUGCCCCGCGCCUAUUGCUACGAGAUCAGCCUCACCACGGGCUCGGGCAACAGCGAGUUCAGAUUCCUCAAGCCCAUCCUGCCCAGCCUGCCCCCACAGCACUGCGCCGUGGGCCAGGUCCCCGAUGAGGAUCAGGAUUUCCCCAGUGUCCCUGUCAGCAGCGAGGACAUGGCCCCAGACAAUGCUGGCACUCUCUCUGCAGGACAGUUCAACGCUCUUUCCUUUGACUAGCUGGCGUCUGCACAGACUGAUGCUUCUUGGAUCUUGAGAGGAUGGGAUCCAGUCUUCAGCAAGUGAAAUGGUUCCUCCUGAAUUAAUCUUUUUCUGCAGUUGGUUCAACCAUUAUUCUUCAAAUUCUCUUCAUAAUAUUCACAAUCUGCCACUCCCAAGAACAGCAACGAGUGUAAAGGAGGCAAAGGUUCUCUCACUUAUUUAUUAAUUUGUUUCAGCUCUUUUACUGCUAUUUCUGAUAGGCUUUAUGUCUAUGUUUAGUAUUCACAGCUAUGUUGUUGUUUCUCUUGCUGUCUGAAAAGCCAUAGGAUGUUUUCUAAUCUUUAAAUAAAGUCACAGCUGGCAAAACAAUUCAUAUUUCCCUGCAGUAAAACAAAUGAAAUGCAAAAAGCCCUUUUUGUGCUUCUGGAAAGCAGGGUUUCUGUGACUCCUGAGACUCUUUGUCACAUUGCAGUAGACCCUUUCUUCCCUGGAUAUUGGAUGCUGUCUGAGAUGUGUUCUCUCUGUGCUUUGCUUUCUUGUCGCCAUGAUAAGCAAGACAAGCUUUCCUUUGCAUUCAUACAUUGAAUGUCUGCACAUGCUUCAAUAAUGCUGCCUCCUGAAGCAGUUGCUCCCACCCAGCCAUUGCAACACAGGCAGUUCCAGCUCGGUAGGAAAGGAGGUGAUUUGGACCCUUUGACAACAGCAGUCUCAUCUUCAUUAUCUAGCUCACAGCAGGGCCACAAAGUUUACAACAAAACCUUACUUUGGCUUAAAGAAGGGCUUGGAUGUUGUGUUCACAUGGGAUUGCCUUGGAAAUACGGCAGCACAAACAGUGUUAAGAGUGGACUAUAGAACUGAACAGAGCUGUAACAUGUAACAGACACACGUACCUUGUCAAUGAAUGCAUUGAAGGAAAAAUCCACAAAUAUUGAAACACGGUUAUCGGAUGGUGGAGUCAAGAAGUGUUGGGAAGGAUGCAAAUUUGACAAGAAAGUCUCACAGAUCUGUGUGCUUGGUAGAAAGAUUUUUGAUAGUAGACUCUGAAGAAUGAAUACAAAUGAAAACAAGUUUUGAUACAGAAGAAAAGAAUUGCUAAGCCAGUCUUACUGGAUAACCAAGGAGGCAAAGGGUGUGUUCGUCUGAAUGGGGUUUUAUGGCUAAGAGCAAAGGAUAAACACACCUCCAACAAAAGAUGUUUUUACCAAGCAAAAAAUACCACAGGCAAACAAACAUGCCAAUGUCGCAAAUGGAAAAAAGGACUCAGAAUUUUGCACAGCAAAAAAACUGAAAAACAACUUCUAGAUUAAACUGUGACAGAUUAACAUUAAGUGAUUGGAGAUUAGUAACAUGAGUAUGGUAAUUGUAGUAGUUAUGAUGGGCUACAGGUAAAAGUUAAGGUACAAAUUUGUUCUUAUGUAUUAAGAUGCUCAGCAAAUAAAAUGAUAUAAAGCAUUGGAACCAAAAUUAAAGGGUCUUCAGACAUGUCUGCAGCUGGAGCCGAAAGAUGUAGGCCCAGGCUCUGAUGGCUAUGACCCUGGACUGUCGUAACAUCUGGGAUAAAAUAAACUGCACUUUGAAGAGCUGCCUGGAAUCCUUAGUCUCCCACUCAGGCUCUGACAAAGAAGAACUUUUUUAAAAAGACAUUGAGAAUGCUCUUUUCAUUGCUUUUCCUGAAUCCCAAGAUUUCUUGAUGAGGCUAGAAAGCUGUUCCUGUUUGAUUUUCUGUAUUUGUGCCCGAGAAUUUGCAUUCCCAUGUUUACCCUUUCUCCUCUGAAAUGUACUGAGCAUUUUACUGAGCCUAUUACUCUAGAGGAUUGUCACACCCUGUAAAAACACUGGCUGUUUGAAUAAUGUCUGCAAUGCAUGAAAUACUCCAAAAGCCGGCCUCACACUGUGUUGUGCUGAAGUGAUACAGUUUACCAUUGGAAAUUGGCAUAACUCUAGGUUUAGGAACAGAAAAAAAGGUGUUAAACUGAAAUAAAGAGAACAUUCUGACUGCUUUAGUGGAUAAA